This is a messenger RNA of Stegastes partitus (bicolor damselfish), 2378 nucleotides long. RefSeq names its product ADP-ribose/CDP-alcohol diphosphatase, manganese-dependent (gene adprm). Bases 12 to 1169 code for a protein of 385 amino acids. NCBI's taxonomy places the organism in Eukaryota, Metazoa, Chordata, Actinopteri, Pomacentridae. The record is from RefSeq and is a predicted model, not a curated record. Gene Ontology annotation, molecular function: 2',3'-cyclic-nucleotide 2'-phosphodiesterase activity; CDP-glycerol diphosphatase activity; manganese ion binding. The transcript is spliced from 3 exons.
AUUGUGGCUACAUGUCAUGUGGAGGGGGAGAGGACCCUCAGCCGGUAGCUCGGUGUUUCCUAUGUGAGAGCACCGCUGACUCAGCUCCAGCGGGACACACAGACCCAGACAGCGGCCCAAAAACACCAACUAUGAGCGACUGUCCGCCCCAAACGCCGCUGUUCAGCUUCGGUGUCAUAGCCGACAUUCAGUACGCAGAUAUCGACGACGGGUUCAACUACACCCGCUCUCACCGGCGCUACUACCGGAGCAGCCUGCAGUUGCUCGGGAACGCUCAGAAAGGCUGGUGUGAGUCCGCCGUCAGGCCGGACUUCAUCCUCCAGUUGGGGGACAUCAUCGACGGCUUCAACAAGCGCCACGGCGCCUCGGAGCGGGCGCUGGACUCGGUGCUGACGGAGCUGAGCUGCUGCCCGGUGGAGGUGCACCAUGUGUGGGGCAACCACGAGUUCUACAACUUCAGCAGGAGCGAGCUGCUGCGGUCAAAGCUCAACAGCACACCGAAGACGGAGCCGGGCAGCAGCCCGAACCGACCCCCGGCUCCGGCUGACUGCUACGCCUACCGCUUCAGCCCGUUCCCCGGCUUCAGCUUCGUGGUGCUGGACGCCUACGAUGUGAGCCUGCUGGGCAGAGACACGUCCAGCGAGCAGUACGGCAACGCUCUGAACCUGAUCAGACAACACAACAACAACGAGGACCUCAACUGUCCCCCAGUGCCGGAGGGACUCGGGCAGAGGUUUACAAUGUUCAAUGGUGGGUUCAGUAAGGGCCAGCUGGACUGGCUGGAUUCUGUGCUGUCCUCGGCUGAUGACAAACAUGAAAGAGUCACUAUUGUCAGUCACCUCCCUGUGCACCCCAACUCCACAACAGCCAUGUGCCUCGCAUGGAACUUUGACGAGCUCCUCUCCAUCAUACGCUCCCACAGCAGCGUGGUGUGCUACAUGGCAGGACACGACCAUGACGGCGGAUACUGCCAGGACAAAGACACAGGAGUGCACUACCUGACGUUAGAGGGGGUGAUCGAGACGCCUCCUGACAGCGACGCCUUCGGCACCGUCUCCGUCUACGAGGACAGGAUGGUGCUGAAAGGGAACGGCCGGAUCAAAGAUCGAGUCUUUCUAUUUGCAGGAUGCCAAAGUGACAACAAGCAGUCUGACACUUGCUGUAGCUAAAGAAUCACUUCACAGUUUUUUAGUCCUGUCUUAAACUAGAAGGUGAAGGUGCUCAUAUCAACAUGAAAACUGCUUUUGCUUCAUGUUUAUACUGGCCAUGAAAUAUUAUUUUUUAUGCGGUUAUGAUUGGGGUAAAAUCUAUGGUUAAUUUAAGGUGAACUUACCAAGUGGCUAUCUUCCACAUAUGUGUUCAUUUUAACGUAAAAUCCCUUUUCUGUGCUUACCUCAACUAUAGCUAGGUCUUUGAGGGUUGUUUUUUUUUUUGCCAACUUUUUAGAAGUAUGGCAAAAGGAAAUGUUUUUAUUGAUGCACCAACUUUUCCACCUCAGCCAAAGCAGAUGUUCAGGUCUAUAUGAAAAGAACUUUAAACAAUAACGACUUGAUGUUUUUUUUUUUCUGUCUGAAAGUCUGCAACUUUAGACAGAGUUGAAAAUGUUGUGUUCCUCAGUAAUAGAGCUGUGGAUUUUGCUCCUACUUAUACUGAAAGUGCACUUGGAACGGAUUGUUUAAUGACAAUCAGAAGAAACCACUCAAUAUUCAGAUAAAUUGAAAAAUUGUGAACCUAAUAUUUGAGAUUUAAAGAUUCCUAAAGCUGUAAAGACAAGCUUGGGUUUUUGAGAGGUGUGUUGCAGACUGGAAAACAGAGAGGAUGGUUCAUUCUACGACAAAUCAGGGCGCUUUAUGAGUCACUUUACAGGAUAAAAUUCUAGCUUCCAUCCCACAGCAUAAGGAUAUAUAUGUUCUUCUCAGCUUCAAACACAGUGACAGUUAAGUUAUUGUAAUGAAAGCACUUCAGUGGAAGAUAACUCUCUGCUUUUUUUUUUACUUAUGUAAAAACACCAAGAUGGGAAUGCUUUACAAACAUAGUACCUCAGUGAAUUUAUUGCACUUUUAAGUUUGUAUUAGUUUUAAAAUCAGGACAAAGUGUGCUCUUUCUGUUUUAUUCUGGGGAUAAAUUAUAAUAUUUAUAUGCAAAUACUUCAGGGAAGAAGUGGGUUUUUUUUCAGUUUGAAUUGCUGCCUUUUUGCAGUUGCACAUAACUGACUCGUAUACUGUUACGCUGCAUGAGUGAGAAAUUAAAUUAGUGCAGCAUAUUGCAAUAUUGUGUGUACUCCAGUUUUCAGGUGAUGAGAUGAGCGUGAAUGCAGAUCUCUUUGGUUUACACUGUAAAGCAAUGAGUUCAUUAAUAAAAGACAUAUAACACCAGUA